CAGUUGGUUCAGUAAAACUUUAUUGCAUGCGCUUUCGUACGAGAUAUUAUUGUCGUUGAAUACUCGGUUACAUUUCCCUUCGAUUUAGGUUUUUGCUUCUGCAGUUUGGGCGGUCGCAGAUGUCGUACUCCAGAAGGUCUAGGUACUCCCGCUCUCCUUCAUACAAACGAUCGGUCUCAAGGUCCCUGUCAAGGUCAAGGAGCCGUUCAAGGAGCCCUUCUAGUGACGUUGAAAAUCCUGGUAACAAUUUGUACGUCACUGGUUUGUCACAUAGAAUUACAAGGAGAGAACUCGAGAAACAUUUUUCUGCUGAAGGAACAGUGCUAGAUGUUCAUCUCGUGACUGAUCCAUGGACUAGAGAAUCCCGUGGAUUUGGAUUCAUUACCAUGUCUAGUAAUGAUGAGGCUGAACGUUGCAUCAAAUAUCUGAAUCGAUCUGUCCUUGAAGGUCGAAUAAUCACCGUGGAGAAGGCUCGAAGACGGAGAGGUAGAACUCCGACUCCAGGGAGAUAUUUUGGACUCAGAACAGUCCGUAUGAGAUGUAGAUCGCGCAGCUACUCUUCUCAGCGUUCUCCCAGCUACUCUCCUUAUAGCAGGAGCUUGAGCUGUUCGUCUAAUUAUUCAUCUGACCGUAGCAGUAGAAGAUCCCAUUCUCCUGAUCGACGCCGAAGAUCAAAUGACUCGCCAUACUGCUGUAGAUCAUACUCCCCUUAUAGCUGCCGAAGAUCAAAUGACUCGCCAUACCGCUAUAGAUCAUACUCCCCUUAUAGCCGCCGAAGAUAUGAUUCUCCAUACAAUAGGCGUCAUAGGUCGUAUUCUCGAUCCCACUCUCCAUGUAGUAGGUUGCCUACCAGGAGACGUGACAGGUCGUACUCACCUUACGACUAUUGCUCCCCUGAUCCAUACUACAGAAGGCACAGGGAUCGGUCUGUUUCUAGGAGUGUCUCACCACCAAAGGCAAGGGUUUCUAGUAGACUUUAUUCCUGCAGUUAUUCUCCUAGGCACUGUAGAAGCGCGUCGAGGAGGUACUCUCGUAGCAGAAGUUAUUCAUGCAGUAUUUCCCCUGAACGAAGCAGGAGAUUCGAGAGACAUUCACACAGUAUCUCUCCUGAACGAAGGAGCUCGAGGAGUCACCACAGCCGUACUCCGAGGCGCCAUAAGAGAGGAGGAUAUUCUGGUGGGAUUGGAAGCGUGGUUUCAAGGUCUGUUAGUCCUGUUUGAUUUGCUGAUCUACUUCCUUGCUACUACCUUGAUGGUCAUGAAUGAUGGUAUUUUUAAUUCACUCUACUAUUUUCUGAUUGGAUGAUGUAAAAUUUGGUGCUGGCCAUUGACUUGCGGACAGUUAUCGCUUUGCUCUGUUCAUACCAUUUGGUUUGGGACA
Molecule: messenger RNA, 1380 nt
Organism: Cucurbita maxima (winter squash)
Lineage: Eukaryota; Viridiplantae; Streptophyta; Magnoliopsida; Cucurbitales; Cucurbitaceae
Product: serine/arginine-rich splicing factor SR45a-like
Exons: 6
Coding region: 120-1220 (366 amino acids)
Biological process (GO): positive regulation of mRNA splicing, via spliceosome
Cellular component (GO): spliceosomal complex
Molecular function (GO): RNA binding
Source: RefSeq, a predicted model, not a curated record